AUGGCUUUGAGCAAGGCAACAAAGCAGAGCUCCACUCACAGUAAAUUUACAUCAGGGUCUGCGGCGGUGGAUGGCAGGACACCGGGUGGAAAUAUCACCGAGUUCAUGACCUGUAUCCACACAUCUGAAAAUCCCAGAGACGAGUAUCCAUCGUGGGAAGUAGACCUUGGUCACGUGUACCCUGUGGCUUACAUCACCAUCUAUGGCCGUCCUGGCUUCUUACGCAGAAUGGUGGACACAACUGUCACCAUAGACAACCACCAGUGUUUCUCGAUUAAAGACAUGCCCUCUACCAACCCUUUUACCCUGUCCUGUACCACGGCGCUGUCUGGCAGGACAGUCAAGAUUAGGAGAGACAGCAGAAAUAGGAACGAUAUCAGCCUCAACAUGUGUGAGGUUGAGGUGUGGGGUUGCUUGGAUGGGAAGUAUGGCUGGAGCUGUUCUCAGUCGUGUGGUCAGUGUGCCAACUCCUUGGCUUGUGACAAGGUGACGGGUAGAUGUCCGACUGGCUGUGCAGCAGGGUGGACAGACGACUUGUGCCAGACGGAAUGUGAAGACGGCAAGUAUGGCGCUAACUGUCAACUCUCUUGCCGUCGGUGUAAGGACGAUGAGGCCUGUGACAAGAAAACUGGCAAAUGUGCCAAAGGAUGUCCACCUGGACUUCUAGGUGACCUUUGUGACCAACGUGAGUAG
Molecule: messenger RNA, 693 nt
Organism: Pomacea canaliculata
Lineage: Eukaryota; Metazoa; Mollusca; Gastropoda; Architaenioglossa; Ampullariidae
Product: multiple epidermal growth factor-like domains protein 11
Exons: 4
Coding region: 1-693 (230 amino acids)
Molecular function (GO): scavenger receptor activity
Source: RefSeq, a predicted model, not a curated record